CAUGCUUCUAGGGGCCGAAAUCUUUUACAAUUUGCUCUGUAUUGGGCAGAUACGUCUUGGGAAAAACUUACCCAUCUUACAGAAAACCGUCCUUGGCUGGGUGCUUUCCGGUCCUAUUCCUGUUCACAACGGUAACUUCAAGCAAACUUCAUGCAACUUGACAACAAGUCAAGAAAUCCAUAAUCUCCUAACCAAAUUCUGGGAGGUUGAAGAACCUAUCAUCACCAAAAACCUUCAUCUUUCCUCGGAAGAGCAAAUCUGCGAGGAUAUCUUUCAGAUAACCACUCGUAGAGACGAAAGUGGGCGCUUCAUCGUCCAAAUUCCUCUCAAACUGGAUCCUUCUCACUUAGGAAAUUCCAGAGAAUGUGCCUUAAAACGAUUUCACUCAACGGAGAACAAACUUUCCAAGCAACCUACCUUGCGGGAACCUUACACUAGAUUCAUAGAAGAAUACCAUAAUCUCGGUCAUAUGGUUAAGGUGCCUUCCUCUCAAGUACUUACCUCUUCUUACUUCCUACCUCAUCACGCAGUUGUGAAUGAGAAUAACAAAACAACAAGACUCAGAGUAGUAUUCGACGCCUCAUCUCGGUCUGACACUGGGUACUCCUUAAAUGAUCUUCAGUACGUAGGCCCAACCAUUCAAGAUAGCUUAUUUUCAAUUCUUCUAAGAUUCCGUCAGGGUCAUAUCGCUGUAGGUGCUGAUUUAGUCAAAAUGUUCAGACAAAUCAGAAUACACGAAUCCCAACGUCAUCUCCAAACGAUCCUGUGGAGAGAUGAUCCUUCGCAAGAGCUUGAAACCUUCCAACUCUGUACGGUUACUUACGGAACCGCCUCAGCUUCUUGGCUCUCAGUCCGGUGUCUAAAGCAGCUUGCUUUAGAACAUACUGAUACCUUCCCACACGCAGCCAAUGUCUUAUCAAAGGAUUUCUACAUGGACGAUCUCCUUUAUAGCUGUCAAUCAGAAGAGGAGGCAGUAAGGUUAUGCGAUGAACUUACCUCUAUUCUUUCCGCUGGUUGCUUCCAGCUCCAAAAAUGGUCUUCAAAUAGCAAACAAGUUUUAGAUCAUGUCCAAUCCAAUAAUCCUCAAACCAUCAUAAAUAUAGGUUCAGAUCAACGUGCAAAGACCCUUGGUGUUUUCUGGUCCUGCUCUUCAGACCACCUCAUGUACAGCAUAUCUGAAUCAUUUUCCAAUUUAAGAGCUAUAACCAAACGCUCUAUUCUCUCCGACAUUGCCCAAAUAUUCGAUCCACUAGGGCUUCUCGGGCCAUGCAUCAUCAUUGGCAAAAUUCUCCUCCAACAACUAUGGUCCUUGAAACUUCAUUGGCAUGAGUCCUUGCCCAGUAAUCUCGACAGUCGUUGGCGGAGAUUUAGGGAAGAGCUUCCUGUUCUCAACAUGCUCAAGGUUCCGAGACAUGUCAUAUGUCCCACUGCAUCUAGAAUCGAGCUUCACGGAUUCUCGGAUGCUUCCGUUGAAGCCUACGGUGCAUGCCUUUAUAUUCGCAGCAUCUCUUCUUGCGGCGAGAUCACUGUACACUUGCUCACAGCCAAAUCCAAGGUUAGUCCUUUAAAAUCCUUGACUAUUCCAAAGCUUGAGCUGUGCGGGGCUUUCUUACUUACUCAACUUGUUGUAAAGGUAAAUCAAUCAAUGAGUAUUUCCUUCGAUGAUACCUUCCUUUGGUGCGACUCCACGGUAUGUCUAGCCUGGAUCAAAACAGAAGCUAACAAACUUCAACCCUUCGUUCAAAACAGGGUGGCACACAUUCAGUCACAAACGCAGGCAGAAAGUUGGCAUUACAUCAAUACUGCUGAAAACCCAGCAGACUUACUUUCUCGUGGCGUAUCACCUACUUACCUUCUAAACUAUCAACUUUGGUGGAAUGGCCCGACUUGGCUAUCACACGAACACGACAAGUGGCCCAUUGCACAAGUCAAACUUGAAGGUGAGUUGCCAGGAUUAAAGAAACAACUCGUGUCAUUUCCUGCCACAUGUACGCCCGACAUUCUCAAAAUUUCAUCUUAUUCUAGCUUUUCAAAACUUCAGCGCGUGACAGCGUAUGUACUCAGGUACAUCUCAAAUUGCAAAUUGCCCAAGAAGGAUCGAUCAAUCGGAGGACUUACGGCAUCAGAACUUUCAACCGCCUGUACUCACCUUACAAUAACAGCACAGAGGCAAUCCUUUAGGGAUGAUUACUUCACUUUGAAACGUGAUAAGCCAUUACCUAAAUCUUCAAAAUUACUUUCUUUGAACCCAUUUAUAGACGACAAGGGUGUCAUUCGUGUUGGGGGAAGAAUUCAAAACUCAAAUUCUUGCUUCGCAUUUAAACACCCGGCCGUUCUUUCUGGCAAGCACCAGUUAUCCAAAUUGUUAUGCGAGAAUGAGCACAAACGUCUGCUACAUGCCGGACCACAGCAGACUCUUUAUUCCUUACGGCAAAGGUUUUGGGUCACGAGUGGUAGAAACCUUACCAGACAAACCGUUCGUACUUGUAUAAAAUGUUUCCGAUGCAAUCCUUCGGUUACUUUACCUUUGAUGGGUGUACUUCCCAAAGCACGUGUCACUCCAGCUCCACCGUUUCAUACUACCGGAGUAGAUUACGCGGGUCCUGUCAUGAUCAAGGAUAAACCUGGUCGAGGUGCGAAACUGACUAAGGCCUACAUAGCUUUAUUCGUUUGCUUUGCCACAAGGGCUAUUCAUUUAGAACUUGUUAGUAGCUUGACCACGGAAACCUUCAUUGGUGCCUUUCGUCGGUUUACCGCCCGCCGUGGAAAACCACAGGAAAUUUGGAGCGACAAUGGCUCAAAUUUCAGAGGGGCUGAAGCGGAACUGCGCGAACUCGCGUCCUUCCUUGCCCAAAAUAAAGCUCACUUACAAGAAAACAUAAGCAACACAGGUGUAAAUUGGAAAUUUAUACCAGCCUUUUCUCCUCACAUGGGGGGCAUCUGGGAAGCAGGGGUAAAAUCUGCAAAGAAGCAUCUGCGCCGCAUCCUCGGCUCAUCAAAUCUGACCUUUGAGGAAUAUUAUACCGUACUCACUCAAAUAGAAGCGGUUUUAAAUUCAAGGCCGAUUGCUCCUAUGUCUUCCUCUCCUGACGAUCCUUUGGCCCUAACGCCAUCCCAUUUCCUUAUUGGGCGUCCAGCUACUGCAUUGCCCGAUCCGGACUUCACCGAAACACCGAUGACAAGAUUGUCAAGACACCAGUUGCUACAGCAGUUACAACAGCACUUUUGGAGGCGCUGGUCCAACGAAUACUUGAGCGAGCUACAGCAACGUAUCAAGUGGAGAUCACAUCAAUGCCAACUUCAACUUGGUUCAUUAGUAGUUCUCCGAGACGAUAACCUACCUCCUCUACAUUGGAAACUUGGUAGGGUUUCCACGCUUCAUCCUGGCGCAGACGGCAAGGUUCGAGUUGCUACCGUGCGAACAUCUUCAGGUGCAGUGAAACGUGCGGUAACAAAGCUUUGUGUGUUACCAAUAGAGCCCGAACCAGUGCAGAAACCGGACUGUAAAGUUAGUGAUGUAAAAACAAAAACGCGAUCAUAACGUGCUAUCUUAUUCCAUUUUGCAAUCGGAUGUACUAUUGUGAAAUGUAUUCAUUCGUAUAUUGAAAGCUGACUCUUUCAAGGUCGGGGGUAUGUUUACGCCUCAAAACUUUUUUCUAUGUAUACAAUAUCUAUAAUUAUUUCCGCUAUAUUCGCAUGCGCGGCUGAAAAGAAGCGACGUUGCAAUUAAGAAAGACAGACUUCCUUGUACGACCUUCGAGAAUAAACACGUACAUUUUGAGCGGGUGUUUCCCUUCUUCAUUCACCUCUCAUCAGCAGCAAUAUUACAAAAAACAUCUACUUUGGUAUUGUCACAGUUAUUACCAAUGAUUCCCAUUCUGUAAAGGUGGUCUCCGAAUCUACCAUGAUAAUCGAAAAUGUGUGAUGACCUGACUGGUCUGGAACGGGCCUGAUACUAAAAAUAACUGGGAAAAUGGAUCGCUUUAUGUACCGCGACAUAUUACAGAAUACUAUGUUACCUUAUGCCGAAGAAGAGAUGUCGCUGUUGUGGAGAUAUCAACAAGAUAACGACCCGAAACAUUCAUCCCAUUUAGUAAAAAAUUUGUUUUUAGAGAAAAUCGUUGAUUUACUGGAAUGCCCUUCACAAUCCCCCGACCUCAAUCCAAUUGAGCACCUUUGGGAGCACUUAGAGCGGACAAUUCUGCAAAGGAUUAUUCAUAGUGAGAAUGAUUUAUGGGGAGUUCUACAAGAUGAAUGGCGGAAGAUUCCAGUUGUGUGUCGAAAUAUUGCUUAUUUAAUUUGUAUGCUUGGCUUUUUUUAAUAAAAAUAUUCUUUCCAUACUUUUAUCCAAGGGUUUUCUUUAUUUAUCAUAUAUGAGACUUGGUUUUAUUUUGUAUUUUCAUUUAUUUCUAAAAUGUUACUAAGUUAGUAGUGUAUGUUUAUUUUUUAG
This is a messenger RNA of Acanthoscelides obtectus, 4450 nucleotides long. The record is from the annotation of a GenBank genome assembly. Lineage: Eukaryota; Metazoa; Arthropoda; Insecta; Coleoptera; Chrysomelidae.